Rhipicephalus microplus (southern cattle tick) is the source of this 3984-nucleotide messenger RNA. RefSeq names its product mutagen-sensitive 312 (gene mus312). Lineage: Eukaryota; Metazoa; Arthropoda; Arachnida; Ixodida; Ixodidae. Gene Ontology annotation, molecular function: protein binding. The record is from RefSeq and is a predicted model, not a curated record. Gene Ontology annotation, biological process: DNA replication; DNA repair; resolution of meiotic recombination intermediates. Gene Ontology annotation, cellular component: nucleus; Slx1-Slx4 complex.
UUCGUCCUGUUGGGAACUCGAGGAGAACGGUGGUGAUCGUGAGGAACGUCAUGGUAGUGGGAAACUGGGCUCAGUUUUGCGGACAGGUGUGAGUCAACGCAACUUUUACGGACGGUGACAUCCGAUCUGAAGCGAUCCUCAGCAUGAAUAACGUUGUGUACAAAUCUGCUGGCAAACUCAGGCAUCUGCGCGGCACACGCGCAGGCGCGAACUGCGUCAAAGGGGCGCUUCUCGGAGUCGGCUUCACCACUGUGGUUGGCGGCUUAGUUUUCCUGUUUGCACCCCUUCAUUACAUAAAGGUUUCCCAAAAGCCCCUGUCUUUCUCGUCGAAGUUUACCAGAUCCCUUGACGAGUCCUACAGCUAUCAUCCCUCAAAAGAUGGCAAAGUUAUUUAGUGUCCAAGACACGACGUAGUGCCAUCACUGAUGUUGUAGACAGUGCACAGCAACCAUACUUUAGAACUGCCUUUUAGGAUAUUUUUCUACAAGCAAGCUUGUCUUUUUUUUUUCUUUAUGUAGUGAUUAAGCUUAUGCCUAUUUAGCCACCUCUUAAGAUCAAGCACUUUUCGUGUGUUAUUGUACUCUAAUCACACUGUUAUUUUACAAAUCAAUUUGCCAGUUCUGACUCGUUUAUCUGCAUGUUGCAUAAAAGGCCUGAUGUGUGCAUCUGCAAUGCCAUGUGUGCCAGCAGAAGCAGCAACACGUAGCCACCUUUGCAGCUCAAACUUUUUGAGAAAUCCUGAACAGCCAGUGGUGCCUUGCGACUCUAAAAUCAGUAGUAAGCUCUUAGCAUGGACAGAUGUGCUGUGUGGCCACGGCCUGAGGCCAGGUGCCCGGCAUGUGGGGAAUGUGUGGCCGGUGCCAUGGAGGCCCACGUGGAGAAGUGCUUGCAGCGCUUCAGCAAGAACCCCAAGUCUGCCGAGCCAUGUGUCUGUGUCGUGUGCCGCAAAGACAUCACGUCGCUUGAUGAAGCACAGCGGAUGGCUCAUGUGAACAGGUGCCUCGAUGGGGAGGGGAAGGAGCCCGUGCAGGAGCCGGUCGUCUCGACGCCAUCUCGAAAUGGAUCCCCUGGAUUUAUGCUUCUAGACUGUCCCCUCUGCGAGCGAUCAUUCAAGACAUCAGAGGCUUGCAAGAACCAUAUAAAGCAGUGUAGCACAAAACUAGGCAUGUCCCCGAAACAAGUUGUUGAAGCCAUCCGCUUGCAGCAGCGCUACGUGCAAGAAAGAAUGGCUGCUGGCCUGCCUGUAGUGAGAAGGAGGCGAAAUGCACCAGCUGAUGCGUCAGCUGCACAGCGACCAGCAAAAAAGCCGAGACCGGUGGCGUCAGUACCGAAAAGCAAAUAUCAAGAAGAAGUUCAAAUGGCACGUGCCCUGUCUGCAUCAUUGACGACGGCAGACAAAGACCAAGACGAGGCUCAACGACGAUUUUGCGAGUUGUUGGGACAUUCUUCAGGGAGAAGAAGAAAACAUGCAGUCAAGGAAACCCCUCUGUUGUUGUUGACCUCGGCUGAUGAACGUGCCAAGAAAGUUGAAGAGAAGAUUGAACUCCUCCUGACGCAGAGGAUGAUUGGAUUGGAACUCGGGGAGCUGUCGUGGUGCACAAAGCUGAAGGCCACUGGCAAGCUUUCAAAUCGCAUUAAGGAGCUUUCAACAAAGGACACACCACUCUGGAGCCUUGCGGGUGAAUGCAGAGAGCGGCAGGAAGACUAUUAUUUAUGCAGCCUAAGUCCCGUCGUUACGCCGUCCACAGUUGAGGUUGGGAGCCGACUGAAGUCUCUGAGUCAAGUGCCUGGCCGCAGCCUGUCAGGAGACCUCGAAAUUGUGGAUGGCCUCGCCACAGGAAAGCCCAAGCCAUUGGAAAACGACAGAGAACUCAGCACGCAGCUGCAUCGCGAUGGCCUCCUCUCUGCACUUAACACGACACUGUCAUCCACAGCAGCGUGCCUUGACGUCACUCAACUGAAAAUGCCAGAUUCUAGUGAAAUUGGUCAAGGAUUCCUCACUCAAGAAACUGAGCAAAAAACGACUAAGGAAGACUCGUUACUGACACCUGGAGGAAGGAAAGUCUUGCAGGAUCUGGAUGCUUUGGUUGGCCACAGACGAUUUUGCGACAUCCGGAUAUUUACUAAAGAUAGUGGGGUCAUAUACGCACACCGGGCGAUCUUGUUCACACGGUGUCCUGCUGCUGAAAAGGAGGUCGUCUCUCGUCCGGGUGAGAAAGGGCUACUGUUGAACUGGACUAAGAGGUCCAAGGCUUGCAUUUUAGCAUUCCUUCACUACAUUUACUCUGGUGCUCUCGACCUUGACAAAGACGACAGAAGUCUUCAUCUUGAUCUCAGGGGCAUGGCUUUCAGAUACGGCAUGGAAGAGCUAUGUGAGGAACUGAAAGACCGCUACUUUAGAAACGAGUCUGAACAAGAUGGAUGUGUCGAAUGCUCCAAGGACGCAAUGGAGCACACCAGUGAGACUGUGCCGGUUCCUGUGCCACCUCGCACUAGUCUGGAACUGACAACGCAGACAACAACGAGGUCUUUGCUGGAACAGAGCAGCGCAGAAGUCUCGCAGCAGAUUCGUCGACGGCCGGGAACUCCUUUCUCUGCACCUGCUCCCACCAGCCCCAUUCAAUCUGAAGACGAGCUAGCGUGGAUGGACCUUGACGAGAAUGGCCACCACCGUGACGAGGGUCGUCACGAUGACUCCAGGGGUGAAGAGACGGAUCACCACGCAGAGGGCACAGCAUCGGCCCACGAGGACAGUGACAGCUGCUCGGAGGAGCUCUUUGGACAGUCCAAUGAUUCGGCCUCAAGUGUGGGCAAUGCCACAGAAGGAGACGAGGACAUGGAAGACAGAGAAAGGGCGCCUUCGCGACAGGAGGCAAAGCGGAAGCGAGACAGCGAUGUCGAUGAAACUGCGGCGCAGGAUGGCUCUCAAGGGAGCGGAGAGAAGUGCAAGGACACGGACGAUGUGUGGGACUGUGUCUGGGAUGGCUUCGACGACGGGGUGCAGCUGGACGCUGCUCCUCCUGAGCGUCGUCCACCCUCUGCUUCAAGGUGGGACCGCCAGUCACCCACUGCUGCCAAAGCUGCCGGCGUGGAAGAGGUUCCUCGGGAGAUGCUCGACUCCUUCUUUUUCGAGGAGCAGGGAGGUGCAGAUAAUAGAGCGGCUCCCACUGGUCUUGAACACACACCUGUGUCAUUGCCUCAAUAUUUUGGAGCACCGAGUCGCGCCUACACACCGGUGACCCCUCUGCCGGACUAUGGCGCCAUGCAGACACCAGAGCUGCGAGGCCAGCUUCAGCAGUAUGGUGUACGCAGGCUGCCGCGGAAGCAAGCUGUGAACGUCCUGAACCACAUAUACAACGAGACUCAUCCACUGGUUCCUGAAACGCCCGUGAGGAUCACGUUCCCGAAGAGGGGCAUGAAUGCAGGUGGCGAUAGGGACUAUAGGAGUGCACCAAUGUUGGGAAGCGGCCGACCCGAGUCGUUCUCCGGGAGUUCCAGCGCUAAUGAAGAACCCUCUCACUACAGUUUGUCAUCAAGGAGCAGUGAUGAAGAUGGGAGCUGCAGUGAUACUAGUGACACUGAUAUCAAAGAACAACUGAGACGGUUCUUUCGCAAGAACACUGAGCUGUCAGAGAGCAUCUUAAUGUACGAGCCUAUUGACUUCCAAAAGCUUCGACUAAAUCUCAAGCAAGCCAAUAUCAGGAUAUCUUCUAAGAGCCUGAUAAACUAUCUGGAUGAGCAAUGCAUCACAUUCACCAUGCCUCGCUCUGAAAAGCAGCAGGCAAAGCAGAGGCGACGACAGGAAAACUUCAGACGUAGGAUGCUUGGCAAGCGUGCUCUCGGCACCGCACAGGAAGGCCUGCCAUCGUAGAGUGGUGAACGAGGGCACACAUACUGAUGUGCCCUCACAUUCCUCAGUCUCAUACCCAACAAGAUAUAGCAAGAACCAAGAAAUCAAGUGCUUAGGGCUUUACAAUCAGUUUU